This is a messenger RNA of Capra hircus (goat), 198 nucleotides long. The record is from the annotation of a RefSeq genome assembly. Lineage: Eukaryota; Metazoa; Chordata; Mammalia; Artiodactyla; Bovidae.
AUGCCACAACUAGACACAUCGACAUGACUUACAACAAUUUUAUCAAUAUUUCUAGCUCUCUUUAUUAUUUUCCAACUAAAAAUCUCAAAGUACGACUUCUACCACAACCCAGAACUAACAGCAAAAAUACUAAAGCAUAACACCCCUUGAGAAACAAAAUGAACGAAAAUCUAUUUACCUCUUUUAUUACCCCUAUAA